CUGCAGUCCACGCGGCUGCGCCGGCUACCUGUGGCUGUCAAGUCAGUCCGCCCACGUCUGCCUAGGCUGCGGGUUGGAAGGCUUGCCCCACCCAGGUAAGAGGAAAAGCAGCCGCGCAGCUUCUUUUGGUCUGACAUUCGGAGGCCCUCAUGAAAAGGCAGGGGCCCAGUUUAUCCCCUAUGGAACAGGAAAGGAUCUUGGCACUUCUAAGAGCAGAAGUGGAACGGUUAUCCAGCGAGCUGCAGGAGACAACCCAGGAGAAAGUCCAGGCCGCGACAUAUGGCCUGGCAGUGCUUGAGGAAAAUGCUGAUUUGAAACAGAAAUAUGGGGACUUGGAAACGGAGCUAGAGUCCCAUAGGCUGGAACUGCAUCAACUGAAAGAGGCAUUAGCAGAAUGUCAUAGCAACCAUAAGCGGGCCACAUUUGAUGGAGAGAACAGAGAAGAAUGCUUACUGCUAGAAACCGCUUCCAAGGAGGCAAAGCUGAUGGAGAGAAUUGAAGAGUUGCAGAACGACAUUAAACAAAUGAGAUUUCUUGUGACUAAUACAUCGGCAGAAAAUGAUCGCCUUUCUUCCAUAAUCCAGGAGCUGAGAAAGGAGUGCAAAUGUAUAGAAACUGAAAAGGCCCUACUGAAAGAUGAGGUCAAACAAUAUAAGAUGAAAGAAUUGCGUCAGCUGCAAGACACUGCAGAAUUGAAAGAAGAAAAUCUCUCCUUACAGAAGCAAAUUUCCUGUUUGAAGGAGACCCAGGCAGAAUAUGAAGGCUUAAGACGUGAAGUUCAGAGAAGAGAUGAAGAAAUUGAGCUUAGAAACAGUCGUCUGGCUGAAGUAACUCGACAGAAGGAGAUCUCUGAUCAUCAUCUAGAGGAGGCCUUGGAAACCCUCCAGAGUGAGCGAGAACAAAAAAAUGAGCUGCGCAGGGUGCUGUCUGGGUACAUCAACACCUAUGAUUCCUUAGGGACUCUGCCGACAAAUUUCGAUGACCUGAAUCAGUGUAAUGACGAUGGCCUGGGCAUUGGCUACAACAAUCAAACCUUCCGGAACCGCAGAGAAAACAUGAUGUCCAUGCCUCAGAAUAGCAACAGCUCCAGGCCCCAGCCUGGUUUAGUGUGUGAUCUUUUGAGUGAGCUCAGUUUAUCAGAGAUUCAGAAACUGAACCAGCAGCUUCUGCAGGUUGAUCAUGAAAAGUCAUCGCUAUUAAGUAGUAUAAAAGAGUUGCAGACACAGCUUGAUAGUACAAAGGAUGCGCUGUCCAAACAGCAAGCUCAAAAUAACUACCUUCUUGAGCAAAUCCAGGCUUUAAACAAACGGUACGGCAGUAACGAAUUGGGUUUGCUCUUUGGAAAAGAUGGAGAGAAGAGCAGUGGCAGUGAACUCCACAGUCUGGAACAUAAAUGUGCAGCGUCAAAUUGUUCCCAAGUAGCCAAGCUGAAGACGGAACUUCAGGAGCUGCAUCAGAAAUACCAGGAUUUUGAAGCCAAGUACAAGCAGGACAACGAGGCCUGGCAAGAAGAGUCUCAAAACCUAACGGAGAAGAUACGAUUCUGGGCCAAAUCAGGUAAGCAGAAGCAAGAGAUCAUUACUAAUCUAGAGAAUGAGCUUCAGGCUUCGAGGAAACGCUCAUCAGAAUUUCAGAGCAAACUGAGCCUAGCCCAGGAGGAGCUGCAGGUGAUUGCUGAAGAUCUGGCCAACAUGUACCGCCGAGUCUGUGUCUGCAACAACCUGUUACCUGAUCGUAGCCUGUUGGAUGGCUAUAAAGAUGGCCAAGGGGCCCCUGUCCAUACCUGCAAAAGGCAUGCCAAUGAUGUUGUGACCAAUGUGCGUAUGUGCCGAAGCCAGUCUAAUGAUCUCUUCGUGAAAGUCUUGUUCAGCCCUGAGACAAGCACCGUGAAAAGUGGCAGCAGCAACCAGUCUGUUAGUGAUUCUCCUUGUGAGUCUGAUGGAGAAGAGUAUGACAAGGAACCUGAGAGUCUUUCCAACCAAAUUUCCAUCAUUGGAAGCCAGGUGAAGCAACUCCAGACAGCCCUGGCGAUCUCAUUGCGCAACAAGUCUCUUGAAGCCAUGUCAACAGAGCUGAAGGAUAAAAACGCUCUUGUUGAUGAAAUAAUGAAAUUGAAGUCUUUGUUGAACACCCAAAGAGAGCAAAUAGCAACUCUGAGGACUGUCUUGAAGGCCAACAAGCAGGCUGCUGAAGGUGCCCUUUCCAAUAUGAAACGCAAAUAUGAAGAUGAGAAGCUUGUGGUGUCAGAAACCAUGAAUAAAUUAAGGCAUGAACUGAAAGUUCUGAAGGAGGAUGCUGCUACUUUUUCCUCCCUUCGGGUGGUGUUUGCCAGCAGGUGUGAUGAGUAUGUUUUGCAGCUUGGUGAAAUACAGCAACAGCUUGCUGCCGCAGAAGAUGAAAAGAAGACCUUGAAGUCUUUGCUGAGCCUAGCAAUUCAGCAGAAACGGGCACUGACUCAGCGCUUGGAGUCACUGGAAUCGCAGUCCACUGUGCCACUGAACAGCCGGGCAAAGCUUGUUUCUGACCCUAAAGGGAGACCAUUCAAAAGUAACUGGCGAUAAAUGAAUAACAUAAAGAAGGAAGGAUCCCCCCCGUUUUCCAGCAGAGGGGAAGCAACAGUGUUGACAAGCAAACGGAUCUGCACAAGAUGGGCAUUAACAUUGAGAUCAUCUAGCUUAUCAGCUUUAAAUGGUUGUCCAAGAGUGUUUUCUGUCUUUUGGGAAGAUAUUCAAUGUGUUAUUUCAGUUACAGUAAAAAUAUCUAGAAUUAUUUUGAAAAUGCAGGCCAUUUAGAAGUGAUGCUUGAGAUUACAUUGUGUUUAAGAGCUACGUUCUGCUGAGAUAUCAGUGGGCCUGCAAUUCCAGUUUCCAGUAGUAUUGUCCUGUGACUCCUUUGUGAAGAGUACCAUAUUCCCAGUUCCCUUGUUCAUGUGUGAGCCUGUCUCUUCAGAAAAUGUUAAAAAAUACCAAACCUUGAUGUUGCUCUUCUACUAUGACUAAUUGCUGUUGGCUUUCAAGUCCAUUUCAAGCAAGACAUAAAACCUUGCAUGUCUCUCUGUUUACAAGUUAGUUUCUGUAUAAUUGGACAUACACUUGGUGCUAUUUGUACGGUGUUAGAAAUUGUCUGCAAAAGUAGUUUCUAUCAGUGUACGAGUGUACUACGUACUGUUUUAAACUUUAAGAAAUGUAUUUGUGCAAAUCCUAAAUAGAAUGGAUUGUUCUAGGGGUAUUCAGGCAAAGAGCUUUGUCAUGUAAGGCCCCUGGAUAAGUGACAAGUAUUUGGGAUGCUUGGAAAUGCUGGAACUUGCUUAGAUUCUUGGGUACAGGGGACUUUUUUGGAAAGGGAAGGUUCCAAAUGCAUGAAUCCUUCUAGGUGAAAGCCAUUUGAAGCCCAAAGAGGGUGGAUUCUGAAAUUCAAGGAUUAGUCAAGUUACCCUAGUAAGGGGGCUGCUUUGUGUAGAGUCAGAAUUGUAUAGUUUUUGUGGAAAGGUCUCUGGGUUUUUUUCCUCCUCCAAUCCAGUCCCUUUAAGGUUGGGAAUUAGCCACCCACAGUUCUUAAUGGGAUUCUUUAGAUUCUGCCUGUAUUUUCUCUUGGGGAAAAAAAGUUAAAUGAUGGGACAUUGAAUUCUUGCAGAGGAUGUUAUUUUGGUAACCCACUUUUUAAGCAUCUUUAAGAAGAGGGAACACUUUCCUCUUCCUUUUCCUUCUUAAAGCUCAUGCUGGGUAUAGACUGAACACCUCAAGAGAGUUGGUGACUUGAAGGGUGGGUGGUGCUGUCAACCACACACCCCUAAAUGCUUAGUAUUAGUUUGUGAGCCUUUGAGUAUUUUCAGUACCAGAAUGUGUUCUUGCCAGACUGCCAGCUGGCUGCAAGGGGUACAGAAAGCUCUCUCUAACUAGAUCAGCCUGGCAACAGAUAAGAGAAUAGUUUAAAUGGAAUGAAAGUAUAUAUACAUAUAUUUUUAAUGGAAAUAUUUAGAGAUCUAUUGUACUCUGUGUAUGAAACAACAUUCUAAAUCUCCCCCCUCAAUAUAAUGCAUGUUGAAGAGUCUUUUGUGUAAAGAAUGAAACUCAAAUAAAUAAAUUGUGUUAGU
Messenger RNA from Vombatus ursinus (common wombat), 4093 nucleotides. Its product is annotated as protein bicaudal D homolog 2-like. Lineage: Eukaryota; Metazoa; Chordata; Mammalia; Diprotodontia; Vombatidae. Gene Ontology annotation, cellular component: Golgi apparatus; cytosol. Gene Ontology annotation, molecular function: cytoskeletal adaptor activity; dynein complex binding; dynactin binding. The record is from RefSeq and is a predicted model, not a curated record. The transcript is spliced from 9 exons. Gene Ontology annotation, biological process: protein localization to organelle; microtubule anchoring at microtubule organizing center; regulation of microtubule cytoskeleton organization. The coding region runs from base 150 to 2561 and encodes 803 amino acids.